AUGCUUCCGAGCGCCCUCGCUUGGCACUGCGGAAGCUCCGCCGCUCUGCUCGGCUUGCCCGGGGCUCCGGGUUUUGGCAAUCUGGGCAAAAGUUUCCUGAUUGAGAACCUGCUGAGAGCCGGCGAAGGCCCGCCACGCCUUCCCCAGCGCCUGCCCGCCACCCCAAUCCCGCUCAAGUUGCGGGAACCAAUGCGCGUCGCCGGAGAAGGCGCCUUCCCCGGCCGCGCCUGGCCUUUCCAAGCGCUGAAUGCUUCGGCGGCGGACGGCGGGGCUCCGGCGGACAGAGGAGGCGCGUUCCCCGCAGCAGCCCCAGCUCUCCCAAAGCACUUUUUCUUAAGUGCCUCCCCAGUCUACUUGGCAUGCUGCGGUGGGUCCUGUCAACACCCUGCAUCCCCCAUGGCUUUUCCAAGACAGGAGAGUGCUUUGCCUCUUCUAACCCAUGACCCUAGAUCCCGGAGAGGAAUCUUAAGAAGGGCUGUCUUUUCAGAAGAGCAACGAAAAUCUUUGGAGAAAAUGUUUCAGAAACAGAAAUAUAUCAGCAAAACAGACAGAAAGAAACUGGCCCUCAAUCUGGGUCUGAAGGAGUCACAGGUCAAGAUCUGGUUUCAAAAUCGAAGGAUGAAAUGGAGAAACUCCAAAGAAAAAGAAGUACUCUCAAAUCGGUGUCUGCCAGAGGAAGGUCUUCAAGAGACAUAUGUUUCCAGGUGUUUAAAUUUUUCCUCCUCACCAUGUCCGGUCUGGGAAAUGUCUCAGCAACAAUCAAGUUCAAGAUGGCAGAAUUUUCCAGAAUGUGCUGGGAGACUGAGUAACAGAAUUAGUCUGCGGCCACCCAUAAAACCAAACUUGUCUUCCAACAGAUCGUAUUUGUAUCGAGAACAAAGCACCACAGAGAAGGCAAUUCCAUCAUAAGAAGGAAAAGUGACAGAGUAAAAAUGAUGCAGACCA
This is a messenger RNA of Candoia aspera, 945 nucleotides long. RefSeq names its product developing brain homeobox 2 (gene DBX2). Bases 1 to 909 code for a protein of 302 amino acids. Gene Ontology annotation, molecular function: DNA-binding transcription factor activity, RNA polymerase II-specific; DNA binding. Lineage: Eukaryota; Metazoa; Chordata; Lepidosauria; Squamata; Candoiidae. Gene Ontology annotation, biological process: regulation of transcription by RNA polymerase II. The transcript has 4 exons. The record is from RefSeq and is a predicted model, not a curated record.